GAAAUGUGUGGAAUUUUUUGUACAAUUAAUCAGAAUACAGCUGGCUGUCUUGAUCUAACUGAUACACUGAAAACUGUCUUAAAUAACCGUGGCCCAGAUGUGCAGGAUGAGCUACGGCUGGAUAACAUUCUACUCUCCGGUAGUGUCUUGUGGCAACAAGGAGAGAGUAUACAAAAACAGCCCGUAAUCGAAGGGGAUUGUGUAUUGUUGUUUAAUGGAGAUUUGUAUAACUUGGAAAAACCAGACUCAAUGGCAGACACAUUUUGGUUAGCUAAGAAGUUGUCUGAUUGCAACUGUGAUGAAGAGAUACUUUCUGUGCUCAAGGUGUUGGAGGGACCAUAUUGUUUGAUAAUAUAUAACCGGCGUGAGGAAAUGCUUUACUUUUGCCGGGAUGCUCUGGGAAGAAAUUCAUUGAUUAUAGAGCAUAAUCAGCAAGAAUUGCAUUUACUGAGCACCUCAUUUUACUCGGAUAUCGAUCAGUUAUCAACACUUGAAUUGCCUCCGUUGGGACUGUACAAAUUAAAAAUUGAUAACUUGAGCAGCUGUGUACUAUAUCCAUGGCAGCCCCUGAAUGCAUAUACACAUCAGCAACUCAUCACGCUUGAUUUGGCAAUGGGCUGGAAAACGAUAAUCAAACGUACAAUAUCACCAGAUUGGUUGUUAAAAAGCAAACUGGAUUUCGGCUAUGACUUUUACAAAGUUCCAUAUGUCGACAACCAUGAAUCACUUUAUGAAAACCUGCUUAGUACUCCUCAAGUCCAAUCAGCAUUAGCAACAUUUAAUAAAUUACUUCAAAGUUCUGUAGCAUCACGAGUUCAAACGGCCCCUUUUUGCCGUAAUUGCUUAAAGAUUGGCCAAAACACUAGCAUAUGUACACACGCGAAAGUGUGUAUCCUUUUUUCUGGUGGCAUCGAUUGCACUGUCUUAGCCAUCCUGGCUGAUAGAUAUGUACCAGAUGGAGAGCCGAUAGAACUUAUUAAUGUGGCGUUUGAAAGAAUAACUGCUCCAAAUACAGCUGAUACACAGGAAUAUUGGAAUGUUCCUGACCGCAAGACUGCGUUACAAUCAUACAAUGAGCUGAAACGUAUCUGUCCCAAGCGGUUCUGGAUCCUGAUAGAAGUCAAUGUGACACGCCAGGAGUUACAGCUUCAACUCUCACAACAUAUCCGUCAUCUUAUAUAUCCGCUGCAGACUGUUUUGGAUGAGAGUCUAGGCUGUGCGUUUUGGUUCGCUACCCAUACUGUACUAUCAUCUGCCAGAGUUGCUCUCAUAGGUAGUGGUGCCGAUGAGUUGUUCGGAGGAUAUACUCGCCACCGAAACGCUUAUAGACAUUGUCUGGGCGACGACAUAGAGCGUCAGCUUGUUGUACAGAAUGAACUUGAGAAGGAUUGGCAGAGAAUACCUGCUCGAAAUUUGGCGAGAGAUGAUCGCGUUAUUGCGGAUAAUGGGAAAACAGCACGUGCACCUUUCAUUGAAGAGAAUGUAGUUCGGUUUGUUCGGUCUCUAAUGCCGAAACAGAAAUGUUGCUAUAGCUUCCCUGAAGGGGUCGGUGAUAAAUUGCUGUUAAGACUGUAUGGAUACCAAUUGGGUCUGCGGGACGCGGUACUGCUGAAAAAGCGAGCUAUUCAAUUUGGUUCACGAAUUGCUGACAAAAAGCAGCACGCAGCACAGCAUUCUAUUUUCUUAAAGUUCAAUCUUGCUAAUUCGUUGGAAAAUACCUGUUGAAAUAAAAACGAACUUCACAAAUUGCACCAGAGUUA
This is a messenger RNA of Drosophila persimilis, 1760 nucleotides long. RefSeq names its product asparagine synthetase domain-containing protein CG17486. The transcript has a single exon. NCBI's taxonomy places the organism in Eukaryota, Metazoa, Arthropoda, Insecta, Diptera, Drosophilidae. The record is from RefSeq and is a predicted model, not a curated record. Bases 4 to 1725 code for a protein of 573 amino acids. Gene Ontology annotation, molecular function: asparagine synthase (glutamine-hydrolyzing) activity.